AUGGAAGAGCAGGACCCAGAAGGACCUGGACCGGGCAAGAGAUCAAGAAAAGGCCCCCAGCCUAUCCAAGCUGGGAGUGGCAUGGAAUUCUGGGAGAAAGCUGAGCCAGAGACCUGGGAUCAGGAGCCUCUGAACUCAGAAGUACAUUGGCGACGCUUCCGGCAGUUCCGCUACUGUGAGGCCGAUGGGCCGCGAGAGGUUUGCAGCCAGCUCCAUGGACUUUGCAACCACUGGCUGAAGCCAGAGAGACACACCAAGAAGCAGAUCGUGGACCUGGUGAUCCUGGAGCAGUUCCUAAGCCUCCUGCCCCAGGAAAUGCAGCGCUGGGUCAGAGGAUGCGAGCCAGAGACCAGUUCUCAGGCGGUGGCCCUGGCUGAAGGCUUCCUCCUGAGUCAGGCAGAGGAGAAGAGGCAGGCUGAACAGAGGUGGGGUCCAUCCGUGAAGAUGGAAGCUGAGUUCUGUGAGAUGGAAAGAGCUCUGUUGGAGGAAUGGCAGCGGGCCCAGGCCCAGGAGCAUGGCCAAGAUGCCCUCUUACGCGGCGUGGAAGAGACAGUGUUGAUCCAUUUUGUUUGCGAAGGUGUGGAAACAGCUGUUUCACCUCUAGUCCAGUCUCCAGUUUCCUUUGAGGAGGUGACCGUACAUUUCACUGAGGCAGAGUGGGCCAUACUAGAUCCAGACCAAAAAGCUCUCUACAGGGAAGUCAUGAUGGAGAACUAUGAGGGCAUGGCCUCUCUUGAAGGGGGUGAUCAGUGGAAGGUGGGUGAUGAGGAACUGCAUCAACUCUUAACAGAUGAAGUGAAGAGUGAUUUGAAAAGAAACUUCAGGAAUCAAGGCAGACUUAAGAGGCAGAAAGGAAGUCACAUAGUCGAGAAGAAAGAUAAAUCAAUUUCUGACAAAAGACGGGAUUUCCGUAAACAAGGCCACAUGGUGGAGGAAGCAUAUAAGUGCUCUGAGUGUGGAAUGAACUUCUCAAAUCAAAUCCAAUAUGAUAUCCAUUUGCAAAUGCACACUGGAAAGGAGACCCAUCAAUGCUUGGAGUGUGGCAAGAGCUUCCUUCAUAGAGCAGAACUCCUUAGGCAUCAAAGAACACAUAAAGGAGCGAAACCUUAUAGCUACACAGACUGUGGCAAGAGCUUCUCACAGAAAUCAGACCGUCUUGAACAUGAAAUAAUUCAUUCAGGAGAGAAGCCAUUUAUCUGCACAGAAAGUGGAAGGAUGUUCUCUUGUGGAAGAAAAGGAAAUGCACUUUUCCCGAAGCAUAGAAUAAUGGGGGCACAUAAAUGCUCUUUGUGUGGAAAGAACUUCAGAUACAGAUCAAAGCUCCUUGUGCACAAAAAACAACAUACAGGGGAGAAACGGGAGAAACCUUUUGAAUGCUCAGAGUGUGGAAAGAGAUUCAGUCAGAGUGGCAAUCUUCAAAGCCAUCAAAGAACACACACAGGGGAGAAACCUUUUGAAUGUUCAGAGUGUGGAAAGAGAUUCAGUCAAAGUAGCAAUCUUCAAAUACAUCAAAGAACACACACAGGGGAGAAACCUUUUGAAUGCUCAGAGUGUGGAAAGAGAUUUAGUUGCAGUGGUGAUCUUCAAAUGCAUUUAAGAACCCACACAGGGGAGAAACCUUUUGAAUGCUCAGAGUGUGGAAAGAGAUUCAGUCGCAGUUCCACUCUUCAACUGCAUCAAAGAACUCACACAGGGGAGAAACCAUUUGAAUGCUCAGAGUGUGGAAAAAGAUUCAGUUGCAGUAGCCAUCUUCAAGGGCAUUUAAGAACCCACACAGGGGAGAAACCUUUUGAAUGCUCACAGUGUGGAAAGAGAUUCAGUCGCAGUGGCAAUCUUCAGCAGCAUCAAAGAACGCACACAGGGGAGAAACCUUUUGAAUGCUCAGAGUGUGGAAAGAGAUUUAGUUGCAGUGGCAGUCUUAAAAAGCAUUUUAGAACCCACACAGGGGAGAAACCUUUUGAAUGCUCAGAGUGUAAAAAGAGAUUUAGUCGCAGUUACCAUCUUCAAAUACAUCAAAGAAUCCACACAGGGGAGAAACCUUUUGAAUGCUCAGAAUGUGGAAAGAGAUUCAGUCACAGUUACUAUCUUCAAAGCCAUCAGAGAACCCAUACAGGGGAGAAACCUUUUGAAUGCUCAGAGUGUGGAAAGAGAUUCAGUCAAAGUAGCAGUCUUCAACAGCAUCAAAGAACGCACACAGGGGAGAAACCUUUUGAAUGCUCAGAGUGUGGAAAGAGAUUCAGUUACAGUUGCAGUCUUCAAAACCAUCAAAGAACACACACAGGAGAAAAACCUUUUGAAUGCUCAGAAUGUGGAAAGAGAUUCAGUCAGAGUGCCAAUCUUGAAAAGCAUCAAAGAACCCACACAGGAGAGAAACCUUUUGAAUGCUCAGAGUGUGGAAAGAGGUUCAGUCAGUGUAGUUAUCUUCAAAUACAUCAAAGAUCCCACACAGGGGAGAAACCUUUUGAAUGUUCCGAGUGUGGAAAGAGAUUCAAUCGCAGUUUCACUCUUCAACAGCAUCAAAGAACGCACACAGGGGAGAAACCUUUUGAAUGCUCAGAGUGUGGAAAGAGAUUUAGUUGCAGUGGUGAUCUUCAAAAGCAUUUAAGAACCCACACAGGGGAGAAACCUUUUGAGUGCUCAGAGUGUGGAAAGAGAUUCAAUCGCAGUUUCACUCUUCAACAGCAUCAAAGAACGCACACAGGGGAGAAACCUUUUGAAUGCUCAGAGUGUGGAAAGAGAUUCAGUUGCAGUAGCCAUCUUCAAGGGCAUCUAAGAGCCCACACAAGGGAGAAACCUUAUGAAUGCUCAGAGCGUGGAAAGAAAUUUAGUCGCAAUGGCACUCUUCAACAGCAUCAAAGAACCCACACG
Molecule: messenger RNA, 2868 nt
Organism: Euleptes europaea (tarantolino)
Lineage: Eukaryota; Metazoa; Chordata; Lepidosauria; Squamata; Sphaerodactylidae
Product: zinc finger protein 420-like
Exons: 6
Biological process (GO): regulation of DNA-templated transcription
Source: RefSeq, a predicted model, not a curated record